GAACCCUGGUCGUGGCAACCAUCGGACCUGAGCUAGAUGAGAUGGAAGAGACAGCCAAGACGCUAACGUACGCACAGCAGAUGAUGACCAGCCUCACUGUUCGAACUUCCAACGUUGGUCUGAAUCGCAUUGAUCAAGAUCAGAGCUCCCUGAUGCAGAUGCGAGACAGGCACAACCAGUGCAUUCAAAUGCUGAAGGAGAAGGUGAGUGAUUCCAGGGAAGAGGAGCAGGAGGAGCGCCGCAGGCUCCAGCACGAGAUGAAUGAGAUCAACCAGCGGCUUCUAACUAAAGACUCAGCCGAAAAGACCCUGGAGGAAAUGCGACAGCAGCAGUUCACCAAGAUGGAUGCCAUGAGAACAGAGAUCUCAGAGGCCAUGAACAGCCAGAUGGAGCUUUUGCGAAAGCAAUCCGCGGUCGAGUUGGAAAGCCUUCGAGCCAGCGUUGAGAGGUCCCAGCAGGAGUCCGAGCGCGUGAAGAAAGAAGCAGAGGCCUUCGGCAUUUGCCCUGCAAGGCUACUCUCCAAGACGCUCAACAAGCACGGCGAGCAGCUGAAGAAGAGGAGCUGCGGAAAGAGCGGGCCGAAUUUGAUGAGGAGAGGAAGCAGUUGA
This is a messenger RNA of Symbiodinium pilosum, 608 nucleotides long. Lineage: Eukaryota; Dinophyceae; Suessiales; Symbiodiniaceae. The record is from the annotation of a GenBank genome assembly.